AACUGUGCUAAUAUUUCGAUUUACGUAAAAAUACUUCACAGCCUAAAAAUAGAAACCCCAGCAUUACCAUCUCUCUCCUCUCUCUCUCUCUCCCCCUCCCCCGUCUCUCCCUCUCUCUCUCCCGCGGCAAAGCUUCAGCGAGUUCCGCCAUUUCAGGAACUGUGAUCUUCACAAAACCCUAAUUUCUUUCCUCCUCAGUUCAAGUUUUUAACUGUGUCAAUGUACUAAUACACACACAUAAGCACACACACUCAUUCACAUUUACAUCUACAUCAACAAAGUUGGGGAAAAGCUCAGAUUUUUACUAGGGUGAGAUUAGGCACAUAGAUUCUUGACUUUUAAGUGUGUUUAUAAAAUACCCAAUUGGGGUUUGCUACUGUAUGUAAUAUACUGUAAUUAUAUAUUUACACACACAAUAAACAAAUAGACCCACAAAAGCACUCACAUUUACUACAUCUAAAUCAAGAAAGUUGGGGGAAAAGGUGAGAUUUUUAUUGGGUGGAACAUGAGAUUAGGGGAAGGGAUUGUUGAAUUUGAGUGUGAUUUUAGUUAUGGGUGUGGCUAAAGGUUGGAGAUUUAGUGGUAAGGUUUUUAUUUGGGCAAAUCAUAAUCUGGAUUUAGUGCAUACUCAAAAUGGUGGUACAAAGAAGCAAGAUUUUUCUUGGAAAUGGUCUACGACUGUGCCUGCGCCGAGGCGCCCGAUCCGGUGGUCAUUGGUUUGCGGGGUUAUGCUUUUUGUGUUGGGAUUGAUUUCUUUGUUUACUGGACAUAUUGUGUCUGAUCUUGAGUGGUACUCUCAGAGAUUGUUAGUUAAGCGUAGCUGGUAUUAUAAACUGAAUGGAGCUCGUGCACCAGUGGAUAUCUGGAAAUCUGAGUUCUCGAAGUACUAUUACGGAUGUAGUGAAAGAGGUUCGCGUUUUGCUCCUGCUGUACGCGAGAAACACUCUAAUGGUUACUUACUUAUUGCGGCAAGUGGAGGACUUAACCAACAACGGACAGGAAUUACUGAUGCUGUUGUUGUUGCGCGAAUUUUGAAUGCUACUCUUGUUGUACCGGAGUUGGAUCAUAAUUCAUUCUGGAAGGAUAAUAGCGACUUUCUCAACAUAUUUGAUGUUGAUUGGUUCAUCUCUUCCCUUGCCAAGGAUGUCCCCGUUGUCAAAAGAGUCCCGGAUAAAGUUAUGAGAUCAAUGUUAAAGCCCCCAUACACGAUGCGCGUUCCAAGGAAAUCAGAACCAGAUUAUUAUUUGGACGAAGUGCUGCCCAUACUCUUAAGGAGACGUGUUGUUCAGUUAACUAAGUUCGACUAUAGGCUUUCUAAUGACCUUCCUGAAGAGCUUCAGAAGUUGCGUUGCCGUGUUAAUUAUCAUGCUUUGAGGUUUACCAAACCUAUAAGGAGUAUAGGCCAGAAGGUGGUCACAAGAAUGCGAAAAAUGGCAAAACGCUUCAUAGCAGUUCACUUAAGGUUUGAGCCUGAUAUGCUAGCCUUUUCUGGUUGUUAUUAUGGCGGGGGUGAUAAAGAGAGAUACGAGCUUGGUGAAAUAAGAAAACGAUGGACAACAUUACCUGAGACAUCCCCUGACGGGGAGCGAAAGCGAGGAAAAUGCCCACUUACACCUCAUGAAGUGGGUUUGAUGCUGCGAGCACUUGGUUUUAAGAAUGACACGUUCAUUUAUGUUGCAUCUGGUGAAAUAUAUGGUGGAGAAGAGACUCUUAGACCUCUUCGUGAGCUCUUUCCAAACUUCUACACAAAGGAGAUGCUUGCGGGUGAAGAGAUACAGCCUUUAUUGUCCUUUUCUUCUCGCCUUGCUGCCAUUGACUACAUAGUAAGCGAUGAAAGUGAUGUCUUUGUUACGAACAAUAAUGGGAACAUGGCAAAGAUUAUUGCUGGUAGAAGGAGGUAUAUGGGGCACAAAAGAACCAUCAGACCAAAUGCAAAAAGACUUAGUGCGAUAUUCAUGGAACGUGAUAAGAUGGGAUGGAAUACAUUCGCAAGAAAGGUAAAAUCAUGCCAACGAGGUUUCAUGGGAGAACCAGAAGAGGUUAGACCAGGACGUGGUGAGUUUCACGAGUAUCCAGCUGCUUGCAUCUGCAAGAAAACAUUCAAGUUCUCUCGUAUAAGAAGCAGAAAUAUUGGAGACCGGUCUUCAGAUAAAGUUCUAAACAGUACAGAGGCCAGAGUUGAGCAUGGAGAUGACACCGAUUAUCAAAGGCCAGAAACUUAUGACCGGCUAAAUAACACGGGCAUGGUAAAAGUGCCAGUAUCUCUAACAGAAGUUGAUGAAGAUGACUUUUUGGCUGACUAGAUGGAUAGAUCCCGAUGAAACAUCUCAGCUUGAAUAUCUGAUUGUUAGAACCUUGAGCUAAGCUGCCAUCUAAGUUCAUUCUGUGGCCACCCGCGGUGGAUAUUAUCAUGCCACAUUCUUUCAUCAGCAUGGUGUUGCAGGACGAGCAACCGCUCAGUAAGAUGACAUCUAGCUUCCAUACGAUAUCCAUGCUCGGAUUGCAAUGAUGAACUGGAUAUGUAUAGAUAAGUUAUAAUUUCAAAUAAGCUGCAAGUGUUCAUAUGUAAUUUUCGACAUACUCUACUAGUAGGUUUGCUUAAAGUAUAUUUUUUCCUUUUGUAAGCUAUACUAUACUAAUAUAGUGUCAGCUUAUGUCAUGACCAUAUAAAUCCCCAUUACACAAAUCAAA
Molecule: messenger RNA, 2691 nt
Organism: Daucus carota subsp. sativus
Lineage: Eukaryota; Viridiplantae; Streptophyta; Magnoliopsida; Apiales; Apiaceae
Product: O-fucosyltransferase 29
Exons: 9
Coding region: 552-2303 (583 amino acids)
Source: RefSeq, a predicted model, not a curated record